Pocillopora damicornis (cauliflower coral) is the source of this 1974-nucleotide messenger RNA. RefSeq names its product sodium/bile acid cotransporter 7. Lineage: Eukaryota; Metazoa; Cnidaria; Anthozoa; Scleractinia; Pocilloporidae. Gene Ontology annotation, cellular component: plasma membrane. The record is from RefSeq and is a predicted model, not a curated record.
AAUACAUGGCGGAGAGUGAAGGAAGUCUACAUUCAAAUGCUGUAAAAAAAAUGUUCGCAAAGCUCCAAAAGAAUUGGUUCUUGAUCGGAAUCGUUGUUGUUAUUUGUCUAGCUAAGUUUGCCCCUUUUAUUGGAGCAAAAGGUGGAAUUCUUAGACCAGAAAUCACCGUCAAAUAUAUAGCUGUUUCAGCCAUCUUCUUGAACAGUGGACUGUCCUUGAAGUCAGAAGAGUUGAAAAGCGCUCUUAGCAACGUUAGAUUACACCUUUUCGUUCAGGGCUUUACGUUGGCUUUUGUACCUGGCUUUUUUUCGCUGUUAGUGAAGCUUUUAGAGUUAAGCAGCUUGAAUGAAUGGCUUCUGAAAGGUCUUCUUGUGGUGGGUUGUAUGCCUCCGCCUGUAUCCUCGGCCGUGAUUCUAACAAAGGCUGUCGGUGGAAACGAAGCGGCUGCGAUCUUCAACUCAGCAUUUGGUAGUUUUCUGGGAAUAUUCGUCACUCCGUUUUUACUGCUCGUGUUCCUUGGUUCUUCAUCUGCGGUUCCUUUUGCAUCCAUUGUGGGUCAGUUGUCCAUGACGGUUGUGUUCCCUUUACUUAUUGGUCAGUUUCUUAGAAGAUACAUCAAAGACUGGAUGGAACAAACCAAGCCACCUUUUGGAACGAUCAGUAGUUGUGUCCUUCUUCUCAUAAUCUAUACAACAUUCUGUGACACAUUUUCACAUAAGAGUGGCGAGAUCGACUCUUCAAGCAUAUUAGCGGUGGCAGUACUGAUAAUUUGUCUGCAAUGCUGUCUGUUGAUGUUGACGUUUUCCUUAGCAACCAUGAGAGAUUCUUCAUUCACCCCAGCAGACACAAUAGCAAUCAUGUUCUGUUCAACUCACAAGUCUCUCACACUGGGAAUUCCUAUGCUCAAGAUUGUUUUUUCAGGAUAUAAAUAUCUUUCCUUGAUUUCUAUCCCACUCCUCAUUUACCAUCCAGUACAGAUUUUACUUGGAGGUCUCUUGGUUCCAGUAGUGAAAGGAUGGAUGAUCAGUUGUCAGCAGAAGGGGAGAGUUGCUGGAACUGGAACUGUUUAGUGCUUGUGUUACCAAGAACGUAGUUUGCCUUUUCCCUUUUACAAGAUGUAAAAGCUUUGUGUACCACAGCCCCAAUAAAGCAUGCAAGAAAUUUUGAGAGAAUGAAAGAUGAAUAUGGGUUGCUUGAGACAUAACCAACAGCAACUCAAACUUCUUGUGUACUCUUAAUUUCUGGAGGCAUUUUUUCCUUAAAUAAUUAUACAACUGAUGCAUGCCAUUUUUACAUUUUCAAUGCAUUAUUUUAAAUGUUGUAUUGAAAGGGUUGCAAUGCAUGAAGUAAUUUGCAUCAAUUUGUAACUAGGAAAUAGUACACUAUUUAAAAAAAACUGAUGUAUAUGUAAAUGAUGGGAAGCAAGGGAAUCAAAGAUACAGAUGGGUCAAAAAAAGAUAUUUAAAAAUGAUAUUGACUUUUUCCAUACUGUCUGACAGGUGGGAAAGUUUGGUAAAUAUUAAUAUUAUUAAUAUGGGAUAUUAAUAUUUUACUCAGACUGCAACUUUCAAGCCUGUAUCAAAUGUUUCUUUGAUAAUGAGAGAAUUGCAGAAGUAAAAUAAGUAAGUAAAUUAAAGGGAAUCAGCAAAAGCUCACUUUAAGUUUGUUGUUUGCUUUUUGAUGCAGAGCCAACAGAAACUGAAAACUGACUUAUAGAUGCUUGGAAUAUAAGGAAAACUCUGUUUAUAACUCAUAUUUUAAGCUAGGAAAAAAUUACUCUGGCUUCUGACAUAUUUGGGUGGUCAGAUAGAGAUGAUUGUGAAUUAAGUGAGAGGUUGUUUGCAGGGGUUUUAAAAACUUUCUCUAUAAGCGGCUGUGGAUGGUUUAAUAGGAAGCUGUACUCAGAAAAGGAGGUUUGGUCCUUUUGGGAAGCAAAAGUGUAUUAAGAAUUAUGAGUACUAUCUAUAUUUGGUU